CGAAUCAUUAUCCCUUUUAAUAUUCGACUUUGUCGGAAAACGCCGAGUCAACAACAUAAUAUAAAUAAAUAAAUGGAUGAAUCCCGCCGCCGUGACAGCCUGGUAAGCGGCAUUUAUGUUGGAAUCGGAUCACGUUUCUGUUUCACCCGCAGCCAUUUUUUGCUUCUCUCUACCUCCUCAAACCGCCGAUUGGGAUCUCAAUUUCGCCUAAGACUCCGUUUCCGACUCCGGCGUUCAAGGCGAGUUCCUAGUCUUUUACCGGAAUCGCCUUUUUCUGGGGAGGUCUUAGUAGCAAAAAAAAGUCUUGACAAACAACGGGGAAUUGUUUGCGGGGUCAAGUGAAAGAAAUGGGUUCUGAAGGACCAAGUGGGGUUACAAUUCACGUAACUGGAUUUAAGAAAUUCCAUGGGGUUGCUGAAAAUCCUACCGAGGCUAUUGUCAGUGACUUGAAGGCUUUCGUAGAAGAAAAAGGGUUACCUGCUGGUGUCACUCUUGGAAGUUGCACAGUUCUUGAUGCAGCUGGAGAUGGUGCUCUUCCAGUGCUCCACAAAGUUCUGGAAUCUGGCAUCUCAAAUGUGACUGAAACCAACAAAGUCGUAUGGCUUCAUUUGGGGGUAAAUAGUGGUUCAACGAGGUUUGCUAUUGAAUGGCAAGCUGUGAAUGAAGCUACUUUCCGUUAUGCAGACGAACUUGGAUGGCAGCCUCAGAAACUUCCAAUAGUCUCCGAGGAUGGGGAAAUCUCAAUGAUUAGAAAGACAUCCUGCUCGGCUCUGGUGAUCUUAGAGAAGUUGAAGGCGAAAAGCUUUAACGUGAUAUUAUCAACGGAUGCGGGUCGUUUUGUUUGCAAUUAUGUAUAUUACCACUCCCUCAGAUUUGCAGAACAGAAGGGUCACAAAUCAUUGUUUGUCCAUGUUCCUCUGUUUUCAAAAAUCGACAAAGAAACCCAGAUGCGUUUCGUUCACUCACUUUUAGAAGCCAUUGCGUCUACAUGUUAAAAUUUAUUUUUAUUUCCUGUGUUUGCUCCAUCAUUUCUAUAAAUGUUCAUUUCCAAGCUGUGAAAUUCUGUUUCUUGCAAGUAAGGGGCUUUCAUUAUUAUACCUUAUUGAAUCCUAUCCAUUUCCCCCCAAAACAGAAAAAAGAAAUAAAUCUACAUGAUUGUUGUGCA
Molecule: messenger RNA, 1165 nt
Organism: Cucumis melo (muskmelon)
Lineage: Eukaryota; Viridiplantae; Streptophyta; Magnoliopsida; Cucurbitales; Cucurbitaceae
Exons: 5
Coding region: 348-995 (215 amino acids)
Biological process (GO): proteolysis
Cellular component (GO): cytosol
Molecular function (GO): pyroglutamyl-peptidase activity
Source: RefSeq, a predicted model, not a curated record